Molecule: messenger RNA, 1032 nt
Organism: Physcomitrium patens
Lineage: Eukaryota; Viridiplantae; Streptophyta; Bryopsida; Funariales; Funariaceae
Source: RefSeq, a predicted model, not a curated record
GAAGGCGCAUGUGUGUGGAUGUAUCCGCCUUGUAAGUUCAUCCAUGGUAGUUCCAUUAUUCGUCGAUUGUGUAGCCACCGUGGGCGUAGAUUAUCAAGCGAUGAAAAGGACUACAAAAUGCGUAAGCGUUGCCAAUACCACAAACUGUUGCAGUGGGGAUGGCAAUCUGGGGUGUCAAUUGGGGUGACCAUUCGCGUUUCUUUUGCGAAGAGCUUCGUCAGAGAAGUGACUGCAGUGAAGAAGGAUGUGAUUGUGCUUCUUGACGUUGGGGAUUCUAUGGGUGAUAGUCUUCCUGGCGACCUGUUGGUCACCGAAGGCACAAGCAAAUUGAGCGUGUUCGUGGCUCUUGUGGUCGAGCUUCUGGACACUGUAGCGUAUGCGAUCACUUUCAAUAUUUCUGGGGCAAGUGUCGUCCUCUCUCUCGUAAGUAUCCACUUUGACAUUACGUUUAUCCAAAAGUCCGCUGCUAUGACAUGUCAGCCUUCUAGAAAAACUUUGGUUUUCAUCCUUUUGUAAUGCACAUACUUCAAAAUUUGAUAAAGAUUUAUAUCUAUACUCUCAUAAAUUGUAGCUAAGGGACAUUAAAUUUCUUGCCAAAGCAUGUCACCAACAUUUAUAUUAAUACUAGUAUUUAUUUAAAUAAGAAGAGUUAGAUAGAAGUAAGUAAAUUUGAUAAUAGCUUAUAAAAAGGCUUCAUAAAUAUGAAUUUGACUUUCUAAGUAUUUAUAGAUGAUUAGUAGAUAAAAAAAAAUUUGACCAACAAAUACGCACAUGUUGCACAUAUUGACUACUUGUUUUUUAAGUUAGCGACAUGUUGUAUAUACUAGCCACUUAUCAUAAAGCUGGUCCUAUGGAACAAAUGUUAGAAACUUGUUAUGUAAGUUAAACAUGAAUCUUUCAAGUUGGAUAUGCAUUGGAUGACCUAUAGAAUGUUGCUACAUAGCUUUUAGUUAGAUGAUAUAUAUGGAAGUAAGAGUAAGGCCUUUUUACUCUUAUCAAUUAUUUUUUUGCUUUUAAUCUAGUUUUAAUAGU